AUGGCCGCGGUUGCAAUGGUGAUGGAAGAGGAGAAGGAGCACGGCGGCGGCUUUGCAUUGGACGAGAGGGGCGGCGAUGAACUUGCAGCUGCAGGGAGGGGCAUCGGAGAAGAAGAGCUGCUUUCCUUCAUCAUCGCAGGGCUAGAUAUGGACUAUCAGCCCAUCAUAUCCGCCCUUAACGUCCGCACCGACCCGGUCUCCGUCGACGAGCCGUUUGCCAUGGUGGCGAACUUCGACCAACGCGUCGAGCUCUUCCACGGCUCUGGAGCAGGAGGCUUCAAAUCCUCGGCCAACAUGGCUGCGAGGAAUCAUGGUGGCGGUGGCAAGGGCAAUAACCUUGGCUCGCCCAAACCCACCAAUGGUGAUGGCGGGUAUCGCGGUGGUGGCAGCAACAGCAAUGGCAGUGGUGGGAACACCAACAGCAACUACAACAAUGGCGGUGGCGGUUCCUUCUACAACAACAGCAACAACCACGGACGCCCCUUCUACAACAACAAUCAGGGGCAUCAGCGUGGAUACGGUGGUGGCUACGGUGGUAACUAUGGCGGCGGCAACAACUUUCAAGAUACGGGCGCCACCGAGCAUAUCACCCCGGACAUGGAGAGGAUGACCAUGCAAGAGAAGUAUCAUGGCCAUGAUCAAAUCAACACCGCAGCAAAUGGUCAAGGAUUAGGCCACGCGGAGGGUUCUCUAUUGCGGUAG
Aegilops tauschii subsp. strangulata is the source of this 702-nucleotide messenger RNA. Lineage: Eukaryota; Viridiplantae; Streptophyta; Magnoliopsida; Poales; Poaceae. The record is from RefSeq and is a predicted model, not a curated record.